UAACUCCUUAUUUCCAUACCUGUGCCCAAAUAACAAUGUGGCGACUGUGAUUUUCUUCAAGUUUCUGCACGUAGUUUUCGAGUCGCUUCUCAAAAUCUGCGAGGCGAGGAGAUUUCGAAGUUCAUGAAUCUGAGCGUAAGUGUUGUAUCGCCUGACUUUGAUCUGAAAGUAGUCUUGUUGAUCCAAUAAGGGUGACCAGCUCUUUGCAGGAGGGACAUAACAUUUCUGAUCUGCUACCAAGCACUCUUCUGUAUAUCUGACUAACUCGUUUCGGAGAUAAAGUGUGCGAUAAGAUGUGGUUCUUUCCGAAUUGUUGUCUGCCCGAUAUCCUGCAGUGGGGGGACUUGCUGACAAAUCAGCCUGACAAUGAGAUGCUCAGCAGCAUAUCGUAGGAGAGCGAAUAGAAAUGUACUAUAAACAAGUCUUGUUAUCACAUAGCCCAUUGCUCACCAUGGGCACAGCUCUGUCGAGAGAUAGUUGGAUAGUUGGAUGAGCUGGGAGUUACUGUUUUCUCGGUUCUAAUAGCAAUAUUCUGACUAUAGUGGAACCUUACACACAUAAUGUCUUUUUCAAGAAUCAGGUUACAUUGUUUUAUGGCUGUUCAGUCUCUUUGCACAUGCUGAGCAUCAGUGGACCUGUCGCAGCACGGUAUCGGAAGCAUUCAUCCGAAACACUGCAAAUAGUGUGUAAAAUGUCAGUCUGUAUGCCAUGUCGCCGCGAGUGUAAGGCGUGGGCAACCACACACGAACUGAAAUAAGCAGUGAACUGUAUCUUCUUUGCUCUGACGUCGCAGUCCAUAAGCCCCCCGACAACAUUUUUCUCGGGUCUGGUGAGAUGAUUUUGUCGAACACAGCGAGUCAUACCUCGGUCCAUAUCCGGCUCAAAGUCGAUAUGGAUAUUGAUCUGACCAUGUUGAAUAUAUUGCUUAUCUUGAUAUCUCCAGAAAUGAGGCUGUGUUGCUUUGAAAUACAAUUGGAACUAGGAAGGGAAAAUUGUGCGAUUGUGCCUGGUGAUGUCUACUUAGCUUAAUUUUGUCAUCGUCCU
This is a messenger RNA of Periconia digitata, 1044 nucleotides long. The record is from the annotation of a GenBank genome assembly. NCBI's taxonomy places the organism in Eukaryota, Fungi, Ascomycota, Dothideomycetes, Pleosporales, Periconiaceae.